Molecule: messenger RNA, 1536 nt
Organism: Aspergillus clavatus NRRL 1
Lineage: Eukaryota; Fungi; Ascomycota; Eurotiomycetes; Eurotiales; Aspergillaceae
Product: allantoate permease family MFS transporter
Exons: 8
Coding region: 1-1536 (511 amino acids)
Biological process (GO): transmembrane transport
Cellular component (GO): membrane
Molecular function (GO): transmembrane transporter activity
Source: RefSeq, a predicted model, not a curated record
AUGUACAACACCACGGACACUGACGGCGAGAAACCCAGCGCAAUGGGCGUCGAGCACGUCGUCGAGAGUCCCUUGGGCUCCGGCUCAGUCAGUGAAAAACAAUACCACGAUGCAGAACAACCGCCCAAUUUCACGCCCGAGGAGGAGAAACGUGUGCUCCGCAAGAUGGAUCUGCGGCUGAUUCCCAUGCUGUCGGUGCUGUAUCUGCUUGCGUUCUUGGACCGAGGAAAUAUCGGCAACGCCAAGAUUGAGGGGCUGGUUGAUGAUCUUGGACUGACGUCGCAGGAGUAUAGCUGGUGUUUGACCGUGUUCUUCUUCACAUACUGUGCUUUCGAGCUGCCGAGUAACCUGCUGCUGAAGCGGCUGCGGCCUUCAAGAUGGUUGCCACUGCUGAUGCUUGCGUGGGGCAUUGUCAUGACACUGAUGGGUGUUGUGCACAACUACGCCGGCCUUUUGUCGACGCGUAUCUUCCUCGGUGUCGCUGAGGCUGGUUUGUACCCCGGCACUGCCUACUACAUCACCAUGUGGUAUCCCCGCGAGCGGGCCCAGUAUCGCCAGGCUCUCUUUUUCAGCUCCGCCAGUAUUGCGGGCGCCUUCUCUGGUAUUCUGGCCUAUGCGAUCGGCAAAAUGGACGGCGUGGGCGGCUACGCCGGUUGGCGCUGGAUUUUUAUCCUCGAGGGCCUUCUCACUGUUCUCGUUGCCUUUGUCGCCCCCUUCGCUAUCCAUGACUUUCCCGAGACCGCCACCUUCUUGACCGAGGAAGAACGCAGAUGGGUGAUCCACAAGCUGCGCAGUCAGUCUGGACGCGACACCACCGCCGACGGAACGGCCCACGAGGAAAGCCGCUUCCGGAUGCAAUAUGUGAUUGACGCAUUGAAGGAUUGGCAGAUAUACGUGGCCUUGUUCAUGUACUGGGGUAUCACGACCCCCCUCUACGGCAUCUCCUACUUCCUCCCCUCCAUCAUCAAAGAUUUGGGCUAUACCUCGUCGACGGCGCAGUUGCUUACUGUGCCCAUCUACAUCGCGGCUGCAAUUGUCGCUGUUGGUGCGGCCUGGCUGUCUGAUCGCCGCCAGCAGCGGUCUCCAUUCAUCCUCUUCUUCAUGUCACUGAUCGCCAUUGGCUUUAUCAUUGUGCUCGCGUCAACUGGUCGAGGAGUACCCGGAGUUGUUUACUUUGGUGUCUUCAUCGCUGUUGUCGGUAUCUACCCUGCCUUCCCUGGCAACGUCACCUGGCUCAGCGUCAAUCUCGCCGGCGAUUACAAGCGUGCAGCUGGAAUGGCCAUCCACAUUGGUCUGGGCAACAUGGCUGGCGCCAUGGCGUCAAACUUCUAUCGCGCACGAGACGCACCAAAGUAUACUCUGGGCCACUCGCUGGAACUGGGUUUCGCCGUUGUCGGUAUCAUUGCGGUGCUGAUUCUGCGUAUGUCGUAUCAGAAGAUCAACAAAAAGCGCGAGCAGAUGGAUGUUUCGCAAUAUGAUCCCAUUCAGUUGGCGAGGAUGGGUGAUCGGUCUCCGCUGUUCAGGUAUAUGCUCUGA